CUCUAAACCAUCACCCAUACUUCCUCUCCUUUCAUCCUCUCUUCAACCCAUCAAAAAUGGCUAAACUAUUAGCUCUCUUCGCUUUUUGUCUCCUCUCAGUGCUUUCCACCGCCAUAGCCACCGGUAAUACGUUCAGCCUUAAAGGCCGUGUCUACUGUGACACCUGUCGUUGCGGAUUCGAAACCUCCGCCACCAAAUACUUAGCUGGUGCGAAGGUUAGAGUAGAGUGCAGAGAUAGGAACUCGAUGAACCUGAGGUACACCAUGGAGGCAGUAACUGAUGCUACAGGAACUUACCAUAUUGAAGUGGCAACUGAUCAUGGUGAUCAGAAAUGCGAGUGCACCCUUGUGGGGAGUCCAGACCCUGGGUGUGGUAAGCCAAACAUCGGUCGUCACCGUGCUACAGUCAUCCUUACCAGCAACAAUGGCAUGAACUACGGUGCUCGUUAUGCUAAUGCGAUGGGUUUCUUGAAGGAUACAGCAUUGGCUGGAUGCCCUCAGCUCGUCAAAUCUUACUUUCCUGAAGAGAUUUAGUUUGAUUUCUUAUAGUUAUUGGUUUUAAUCAUCUUGGUAAAAUUUCUCAUUUGCUAAAGAAUAAUCGCAGAUCGAAUUUAGUGGAUUUGUUAUAUUGUGUAUCAUUGACAUAGUUAUGAAAUGGUACAAUCAUUUCUCUUGUUGGUUUAAUUAUAUGUAAUGCUACGUUUUCUCUUAUUAAAUAUCCUACUUCAGAUAUAUAUGAUAC
Molecule: messenger RNA, 741 nt
Organism: Lactuca saligna
Lineage: Eukaryota; Viridiplantae; Streptophyta; Magnoliopsida; Asterales; Asteraceae
Source: the annotation of a GenBank genome assembly